AUGCCAAAAAAUGCAAGGGGCUUUCAUAGAAUUUUGGGAGCCUUAACGUGGUCAAGACUGCGUUCUGCGAUUAAUGCCACUUCGAAUACUAGACCAAGCAUGCGUUUCCUUUCGACUUCUGCUGUGUUUUCGACCGACCAUAUUCCAGAGCAUCUUUCGCCAAGCGGGCGAAUAUAUGGAAAGUUGAUUUCGCCGGAAGAAAAGUCAAAAUUGAUUCUCGAAAGUAAUAAGGCGUUCACGGAGAAAGACACCCUUUCUUCACAGAUUAGCCGCAUAAGGCUAAUUAAACAGUACCACCUAGUAGACGACCCAAAGGCUCUGGAAGUAAAUGUUGCAUUGUAUUUUUCACUGAGAUCGAUACCUUUUUCGGAAAAAAUUUCCCUUUCCGGAACGUACAUUCAUUUCCACAUGUGCAGAUCGCUUAUCUUGAAUCUUCCCAGAUCGCUUAUUCUACCGGUGUUCCUUUUUACAAUCAAUGUUUUACGUACCUUGGUAUCGACAGAUGGCAUCGUCCCUUCUGCUCAAGCCAUUUCGACAUUACUUUUGGCCCAAGGCGGUGCCCACAGCAACCAAGCGGGGCCUCUUUUGUCAAAGGAGAGAAUCAGUGAAAUGUUUGGCCUGAAAAAACGAGACAUUGAGCUGUUUACUGGCUUUUGUCAAAUUGUUUCCGAUACCUAUGUGGAAACGGGGAGCUUGCUCGAAUUUUAUUCCAUUUCGCUGCUGUUUCACAGGGUAUCGCUGUAUUAUGAGCCGAAAAAUUGCACCAUCAAUGGGCCCUCAAAUUGGCUUCAAUUUGCCUCUAGUUUUGCCUGCGGAAUUUCGCAUGAUAUUGGAUUUGACUCUUGCUCAUUUGUCAUUCCUACUUUGCUGGAUGCAAUUGGACUUAUUCAACAGGUGAUCCCACUUGGCUGUGUACCUGGCGAGAAGAGCCGCGAUGCUCUGAUCUCCAUCUAUGGCUUGACAACGGCAAACAUUAUUCUUUUGUACAAUUCUGCGCUGCGCCAAUUUAUUAAGCUUGACUCUUUUGUUCAAGGACGCACCCUUUUUGAGUUCCUAAAGGAGUGUAAGAGCCAAAAUCAUGCAUACGAUGCAAGGAAAAAAUUGACAUCAAUACCUUGCUCCCCUAACGUUGAGACGUUCAAGCUUAUUUUUUCGCUGUAUAUGCAUGAGGGCGUGGUCUCUGGGAACAUAAAAGAUGCAAUUCACGUGUUGUACACAGGGCUCGAGUUGCUUUCAUAUCCCCUGGAUUUGUGUGUACAUGCCACCAAGCUGCUGUUUUACACGCGGUCUUUGGAGGACAUUAAAGCCCUUUAUUUGAGGGUUAAAGCCGCAUCUCCCGAGGUAUGUAAACAUGUGUUGUUUGAGAACACAUUCUUAUCUUGUCUGUCCACAUCUAAAGGAAUCAGUAGCACAGAGAGGCAGUUGGUCCGAGAUAUCUCUGAAAUUGUGCUUUCAAGUUCUGGAAAAACCCAAGCCAUACAUUCGUCAAACACGUCAUUUCUGAUCGGCAUCUUAUACAGAUUCAAUAGGAGGGCAUUGGGCGAUUACAUUAACCAUUUGCCACUGUCCUUUCUCUCGGACUGCCCCAUGUUUUUUUCAUACCUGAUCAAGCUGAUGGUUAUCGAUGCAUCGCACAGGCCUUUUCUCCUUUCCCUGUUGAAUGAGAGAUUUAGAAUAUUUGACUCAUAUCCGGAGGGUUCUGCAUAUAUCGACUAUCGGUUGGGUGCAAUUUCGUCCCUUUUUUCAAGGAACCAUCCACAGAUUUCUGCUCUUCUCUAUUAUUGGGAAAUCUUUGACAACCGGCAAACAAAACCUUUUGAGGACACCCAUGUGACCGGGUUGUCUUUGGUCCUUAAAAAGCCCAAGACCAGUUUGGAAAGACCCAUGCUGAGGUCCAGUGCUCACUAUUAUUUGAUACGAACCCUAUAUCUUGAGGGAAAUUCUUCUGGAAUAUUGGCCUACUUUCUGUACUUUAUAAAACGAUCGAGGGAAGGUCGCCAAGUCUGCUACGACUGGAUUUCCAAUCGCACGCUCGACUUUGUCGUGUGGUCUCUUACUAAGGAGCAUGAGUGGAAUCACCUUUGUCGUCUGUUGAAUUAUUUUUCCAACUCUGGCGAUGGCGGUGGAUUUGGCGGCGAACCCAUUUCAGACCCAUUUGAAGCUUCAAAAACAAAUUCCGAUGCCAUUGGUAAUGAAAACUUUGCGCACAUGGAGUGUACAAAAAAGUUCAAAGCCCCUCUAUUCGUAGGGAGCAAAUAUUCGAUGCUGGUUCCACGGCUUUACCAGCAAUUCAAAGAUCAAAUACAGAAAUAUCCAGGAAACUCUUCACCAAUCCAUACACUUUAUCCGGGAAACGCCAUGUUUGGCGCCGAUAUCAUCCUAUCUAGUGAAGAGAAACGCACGUUAAAAGAGCUCUUGGAUCGUUAUUCUACCGUCAGGGAGCUUAGAAAGGAUGUUCUUGGAAAUGGCCUGCAUUUUCUUCAUCUGAACUGCAACAUUGGGGCAUAUUUGAGGUCAAUCCUAAGCAUUCCAGCAAUUUUUAUCGACUUUUGCGAGCAGAUGGAAAAGCAUCACAAAGAGCUGCAUUCUCAUUUGGCAUGA
Mitosporidium daphniae is the source of this 2601-nucleotide messenger RNA. RefSeq lists its product as uncharacterized. The transcript has a single exon. The coding region runs from base 1 to 2601 and encodes 866 amino acids. The record is from RefSeq and is a predicted model, not a curated record. Lineage: Eukaryota; Fungi; Microsporidia.